CUAAUGAAUGCGACGUUACACGCUGAGUGGAACGAAGAAGACCUAGCUGUAUUCCUGUGGAAGAUAUUGAGAUAAAAAACACUCAAUGCUAUCCGAACUUGGGAACUUUGCAGCAAAGAUCAGUCAUACAAGCAAGUCUACAUAUCAUAUGUGCAUAGGUUGUGUAACACAUUUUUACGAAGCUCGUGAAAGUGCACACAAUUUACUCUUAUCUUCAUAAGGAGAAAAAAGAUUGAGACGAUGUCGUUUACUAUCGAGGCCUUGCUGGGAAUUCAGCCUAAAAUAGAAAGUGAAAAUUCUCUCGACACAAAUUCCCACAGUCGUGUUAUUUUUGAUGAGGCAAUAUACGAAGAUUCUGAAUGUGGUGUUGAUAUAAACAAAAACAUUGAUAAACUCGAAAGAGAUGACGAGACAGUUCCUUGUGAAAUGACGAUAAACCAGACGAUUGGUAAACGACGGAUACAAAAGCUGAGACGACGGAGAACCGUGUUUUCAAGUAUGCAGCUGCAUUAUCUAGAGCAGAAAUUUCUUGACAAUCAUUAUCUCACCAUUCCCGAGAGGGACUCGCUUGCGCAUGCUCUCAAUCUCAAUAGUAAACAAGUCAAAACAUGGUUUCAAAAUCGACGAACAAAAUGGAAGCGAGAUGGUUCGGUAAACUCAGGUGAUCUACCCUCGACUUCGUUGAGCUCACCUCAAAUGACUUCGUUUCCUGUAAAUUCCUUACAUAUGACAUCGUUACCCCUAGUGACGCCGCCGUCAUCUUUUACGUCAUAUAAAUCUAUGACGUCACUUCUUGCACAUCAACAUGUAAAACCAUCACCAGUGAUGUCAUCAUUUCCACGUAUGACAUCGAUCCACGGACAAACUUUGCCAUUAUCUGCAACAAAUUAUCGAUAUCCAAUUCUUAGAUUGCCUUUUUCACAUCAGUCAAUGGAUUUUUCUCUAAAGCAAGCACGAUAUGCGUAGUAUUAAACGUUUGUUUAACGUAUCUGUAAAUAUAACUAUAUAUAAAUAAAUACAUUUGUAUGGGUUGAAUUUUCA
Xenia sp. Carnegie-2017 is the source of this 1041-nucleotide messenger RNA. RefSeq names its product homeobox protein Dlx2b-like. Lineage: Eukaryota; Metazoa; Cnidaria; Anthozoa; Malacalcyonacea; Xeniidae. The transcript has 2 exons. Bases 241 to 966 code for a protein of 241 amino acids. Gene Ontology annotation, biological process: regulation of DNA-templated transcription. The record is from RefSeq and is a predicted model, not a curated record. Gene Ontology annotation, molecular function: DNA-binding transcription factor activity, RNA polymerase II-specific; DNA binding.